Paraglomus occultum is the source of this 405-nucleotide messenger RNA. NCBI's taxonomy places the organism in Eukaryota, Fungi, Glomeromycota, Glomeromycetes, Paraglomerales, Paraglomeraceae. The record is from the annotation of a GenBank genome assembly.
AUGACGUCACCUCUGCCACCACUCGAACCCACAAUCACCCAACUGCGUUCCUUAAGCAGUGACACUUUACUUUACGAGUUAAAUAGAUUAGAAAAUUCGAACAAACAUCUGGUUCGUUCUAACCAAGAUAUGAGAGAGCACGAUGCUCACGAUCAAGAGUUACAAAUGUAUGUUACCGAGAAUGAGAAGAUCAUAGAAAGGCAGAGCGAAAAGAUUUCUCUUAUCAAAAAUAUAUUAAAAGAACGACCAAACGGAGAACACGCGUUUGAAAUAUUUACGAAUGCAAAUGUCAGUAAUGAAGAGCAGUCUGACGAACAGACGGAAAGUCACGCAGUGUCAGCAAAUGGCAACGCACGACUUGAAGACGAAGCGGACGAAAAUGAUGAUGACGGAGUGUAUUUAUAA